Messenger RNA from Harpegnathos saltator (Jerdon's jumping ant), 930 nucleotides. Its product is annotated as ERI1 exoribonuclease 3. Lineage: Eukaryota; Metazoa; Arthropoda; Insecta; Hymenoptera; Formicidae. Gene Ontology annotation, molecular function: 3'-5'-RNA exonuclease activity; nucleic acid binding. The coding region runs from base 208 to 921 and encodes 237 amino acids. The transcript has 2 exons. The record is from RefSeq and is a predicted model, not a curated record.
AGCCUUAACACAUAAUUUCACAUAAUUUCCAAUUUCUGGAUAGAAUAGAAUCGAAUCGUGAAAUUAUUAUUGAAAGUUAUAAAUGAGAGAUAUAACGUUUUUCGAUUACGAACCUUGAGUUAUUUGCCAGCAAACGAUUACUCUAUCCUAUUGCAGCUUUAUUGUAAGUAAUGUAAUGGACAAUUAGUUCGCGUGUGAUGAAUAAAUAUGGCUCAUCGAAUUCUCCGAGGAAUUCCCGCAAUGAUGAUAAGUCAUUCGCCGAAAAUAACGCAAAACUUCGAGUAUCUUCUUGUAAUGGAUUUUGAAGCCACAUGCGAGAAACAUCAACCUCUCAAACCACAGGAGAUCAUAGAGUUACCAUGUGCAGUAUUGUCUACUCGUGAUUGGAAAUUAAAAGACGUUUUCCACGAAUAUAUCAAGCCCAGGGUCCAUCCUAUACUCACACCAUUUUGCACAGAACUAACAGGAAUUAUUCAAGAUAUAGUGGAUAAUCAGCCUUACUUCCCAGAUGUAUUCUCAAACUUCUGUGAGUGGUUAACAAAGGGAGGAUAUUUUGAUGAAUCUAACAAAAGCACAUUUGUAACAUGCGGUAAUUGGGAUCUGAAAGUUAUGCUACCAAGUCAAUGCAAAUUGGAUGGCAUCACAUUACCGGAUCAAUUUAAGCAAUGGAUAGAUUUGAAGCAUACGUUUAGUGAAUUUUCUAUGUAUUAUCCUAGAAGUUUGCCAGAUAUGCUUACACGAUUAAAUAUCCCACUGCAAGGACGUUUACAUUCAGGCAUUGAUGAUGUAAAGAAUAUGGUUGCUAUAAUACAAACUUUACAAGAGAAGUACAAUGUACAAUUUAAAAUUACUUCAUCGUCCACAACUUCCAUAUUAAAUUUAAAAAAUUACAAAGGAAAUAUGGUAAGGAGAAAAGUGUAAAAAGAUAUG